Molecule: messenger RNA, 1410 nt
Organism: Brassica napus (rape)
Lineage: Eukaryota; Viridiplantae; Streptophyta; Magnoliopsida; Brassicales; Brassicaceae
Product: putative kinase-like protein TMKL1
Exons: 2
Coding region: 377-1402 (341 amino acids)
Biological process (GO): protein phosphorylation
Molecular function (GO): ATP binding; protein kinase activity
Source: RefSeq, a predicted model, not a curated record
ACUAACCCGAACUAGUAUAGUACUUGUCUGAAAGGAAAAUACAAUUGGGGAUUAUUACGCCAUAAUUGGUGGAGAAUAUGUCCAAUAAAUUGAGAAAAAAAAAUAUGAUUCUGUAUUUGCCUAUAUACAAAAGCCAAAAAAUCAAAAAGUCAACAUUGAUACGAAGGAAGAAAAAAAAAAGAUAUACUAUUCUAGAUCUGUCCGUCCUCUGAACUUAAAUAUCAACUUCAUCUCCCAUCACCAUCAAUCACUCUUUCUGACUGCUUUCAUCUGCCAUCCCAGAGUUUCCAUGUCCUUCCUCAUAAAUACUUUCUCCAAUCUAUUCUAAAGUCUAAUCAUUCAUCUCUCCCUAGAGAAGAAGAAUAACAUUCAAGAAAUGAGAAAAGACCAUAUGUUAACAUUGUUACUAGGAGUUUCUUUAUCAGCAUUACUGAUAGUAACCUUCUUUAUCUUCUUCUUCAGAAGAAGACAACAAUCAUCCACCGAACCAGAUCAAUACGACGUCGAGUCACUCGACCAUAAGGUUCAUAACAAACAUGUCUCUUCCUCGGAGACAGAGGAGCUCGUGACGUUUCAAGGAGGAGAAGAUCUAACGAUCUGCGAUAUACUCGAUGCUCCGGGAGAAGUCAUCGGGAAGUCAAGCUACGGGACUCUCUACAAGGCGUCGCUGCAACGCAGCGGGAAAGUUAGAGUUCUCAGGUUUCUCCGACCGGUUUGUACAGUGAGAUGUGAUGCUAAGGAGUAUAGUGACGUCAUCGAGACGCUUGGGUUUGUUCGACAUGAGAACUUGGUUCCUCUGUUGGGUUUCUACGGUGGAAACAGAGGAGAGAAGCUUAUGGUUCAUCCUUUCUUCUCUUCCGGGAAUCUCUCCGACUUCAUCAAAAGUGGAGGUGAAGAAUCUAUAAAAUGGAGCAACAUUUUAAGCAUCACAACUGGAAUAUCCGAAGCUCUUGAUCACCUUCACACAGGAACGCAGAAACCAAUCGUCCACGGCAAUUUAAAAUCCAAGAACGUUUUUCUAAACUCGAAUUUCGAGCCUCGAAUCUCUGAUUACGGUUUGCAUCUGCUCUUAAACCAAACAGCAGGACAAGAGAUUCUUGAUGUCUCAGCAGCUGAGGGGUACAAAGCACCUGAGUUGGUAAAGAUGAAAGAAGCGAGCAAAGAGAGUGAUGUGUAUAGUCUCGGUGUGAUCAUGCUUGAGCUAGUCUCUAGUAAAGAAGCUAUAAACAAAGGGGAUGAUCAUAAGUUGUACCGUCCUGAGAUUCUCGCGAGUAAUGGUUGUGAGGAUCAGAGUGAAGAAGGUUUACUCAAAUACUUUCAGCUCGCAAUUUCUUGUUGCUCUCCUUCGCCUUCUCUUAGACCAAACACGAAGCAGGUCUUGAGCAAACUCCAAGACAUCUAGUUUCUUCU